GUGUGUGCAAGAGGGAGACAGAAAGAGAAAGAAGGAACAAGAACGUGAAGAUGUUUUUAUUAUUUUAGCACCUUUAUUAUUUUAACUGAUCUCUACUGUAUAUUAUGUAAUCUGUUACUAUAUCCAGGAAUAGGCCGACUUAAAUUAGUCUGCGACAUUGCGGUCAUGUGAGAGGGUGGAGCUGUUAGGAUGAACGUAUAUCAGCUAUUCUUGGUGACAAUCUAGAUGUGAAAGGGUAUGAACACCAACAUGCUUGUCAUAGAAAGGAGAAGGAUCAUCUCUGAGUCGGUCUUCAGUCUGCGUGGAAAAUCUACUCUUGUAUUCAUGUUUUUGCUGUUUGGACAAGUUGCAUCUGAACAUAUAGUCACUGGCAUUAUAGGAGAAUCUGUCCUGUUACCCUGUGACCUGAAUUUAUCCAUCAACCCAGCAAGACUCCGGUUCCAUUGGCAAGAUCAUUCAGACGUUGUGUUGUACUCUUUCAACGCAAGAGUUGAGCAAGAAUAUCAGAAUAAACUUUACACAAACAGGACUAACGCCUUUCAGGUUGAGAUGAGUUCUGGAAAUAUCUCUAUCGAACUCAGGCAAGUAACACCUCAAGACAACCAGAAAACCUACUGGGCUUUCGCGUUGCUGUUCGACAGAAAUGAUCAACCUAUCUAUUUCACCAAAGUGUGUCAGACUACUCUGCUUGUCGCAGCACGGUUUCUGACACCCAAAUUGACUGUGAAGUACAAAGUGAUGAAUGCAAUGUGUUUGACCCAGGGAGGCUACCCCAAACCAAAAGUCACAUGGACUAUCCAGGACCUCUCUCAGCCUCAGAACGGCACUCUGGAACCCAGGGAAGUACAGACCAACUUUACACUUGAUCCUGAAAGUGGACUGUACACUGUCUGGAGCCAAGUGAAUUUCACAGAGAAUUACAUAGAUAAUCAUUCUGUGACCUGCCAGGUGUUCAACCCCGUUCUGAGAGAGACUGUGAGCAACACAACCAUCAUCCGCACAAGUGAAGGCCUUUCUCUCAGUGCUAUUGUAGGCAUCACACUAUUGAUGCUGAUUUGCGUUGGGGGAAUAAUUUUUGUUUACAAACAAUGUUGUGGAACCAGUGGAGUUAAAGCUACAGCAAACAGUGUUGCUGCAGGAUCCAGCGAGGGUGCCGCAGGAGGUGUUGAGGAGCACAGCAAUCUGAUGUCUUCCACAACAAGCCAGGCUUUGGGCAAUUGUAGUGUUGUUCAAGGUGAUGGAGCAACAGCAAUCAAUAGUGGUGAAGCAACAGUUGACAACACUAAUGGUGCUGCCACAGAAGAUGUUACUGAACCAGUGGAUGACAUGGCAACUGUCAUGACUGGCCUGGUCGGGUCAGGUUACCGUGGACCACAAUCCUACAGGGACAUCUCUCACACCCACCAGAGGGGAGAGAUCGAGAGGUAUGGAGGUGUUUUUUUUUAAUGACACCUCACACGCAUUGUAAUUCUUAAGCAGUAGACAAAAUCCCUUUGUCGCAGAGUGUGGAGGAAUGGAAUGUAUGAUGGGACUAUGGAGAACCUACCUCAGAACAGUAACAUGCAAGAAAUUGACUUUGGGACAAUCUGUUUCGUCAGCCAAAAUGGUGGUACAGUGGUUGCUCCACUAAAAGUUUUUGCAAUUAUGCUGCGGGAUUAGAGGUAAUUUAUGGUUUAGUAUGGUACCCUGCGUCACUACUUCAUUGCUCCAGACCAGCACAAGGGGGAGUUAGAGCACUGAUUAUGCUUUUGGGUCCCAAUGCUGGUUCAAUACCCGUGCCGGCCUCAACUGGGAGACCCAUGAGAUGACUAGGUUUUGGGAUUCUCAUUAAUAAAUCAUUCUAAAUAAUAAUAAUCAUUAUUCUAAUAAGUAUUAUCAUUAUUAUUAUGUAUCACAUCCGACCGUGAUUGGGAGUCCCAUAAGACUUAGAGCGUUUCUCUCCCUCUAAAAACAUAAAUAAAUGUUUUGGCCUUUACAAAUAUUAUUUUGGCCUUUAUUCAGAUUACAAUCACUUAUUUUAGUUUUUUUGAAAACGAAAUAACCUCAAAAAUAUCAUUAUAUAUUAUCAAGUUGAUGGCACAGUCAUAGAGCCAGCACCUAACAUAAAGCUGAGUGACUCACUCAUUCAUGGCUUUGGAUCAAAAUAAAUAAGUUCCAACAUUCUUUCUGAUAGUCUUUAAUAAAGAAAUGUUUUGGUUCUCCUGACCUGGACACCAUGUACAGUAGUAUAAAAGCCCUCCUGAUUGGCACAGAAGUCUAAGAUCCUGCAUCGCAGUGCAAAAUGAAUUGCUACAGAUGUAGGUUUGAUACCCUUGCCGGAAGACCCAUAUGUAAUUAUCGACGAUCAUAUUUUUUGAUAUACUGUAGGCCUACAGUAGGCGACAUGAGUCUGACUAGUGUUGAGUAAUGUGCUGUUAAAAGUGGUGUGGGUCUUAUUUAUUUAAAGAGCAUAUUGCAGUUACAAGCAAUAGGAUUUGAAGCAAUAGCCUACAACUAUUUUAGCACUUUCACGCUGCUCUGAGACAAGCAUGGGGACUGAUCUUGAUAAAUCAAUGAGAUUUACACUGAAUCUCCGUUUGGGUAUUCGUUAAACUACAAUUAUACAAUAAAGGUGGAGAAAUGUUUUGCUCUUAGUGCAGCAGUCGGUUCAGAACAAAUUCUUAUUUACAAAGACAGCCUACUCCUUCCCCCACAUCGGGGAAUUGAACCCCGGUCUCCCACGUACCUGCACAACAAGGGGAUUAGUUUGCUAAAUAGCCCAGUACUGUAGCCUACUCACGACCGUCACGUUGUACAGUAUCAUAUUUUCCGUUCCAUCCAAACGGAAAGCCAGAGUAUUAUUUUUUUUUUCUUGGAAUAGAAACACUAUAAUAUUAAUCAAAUGAAAUAAGCAAAAUGCCUAAAAAUUAGUCCCAUAUACAAUGUUCCUACAACAAGAUUUUAAAUUCUCUAGUACAGCACUAUUGAAGGCUAUAAAAUGUUUCUCAAAGAUUCCCUCUGGUGGUCAAACUAGCACUAACUAGCUUUAAUGGUUAUUAUGGCUGCCACUUAGAUAACGUGCCAAAUUACAAACAACUGUAAUGACGAUAGAUGAAUUUGAAAAUUAAUGUUGUUUUUGUUAUUUUUAAACGUAAAUGACGACAUAACAAAACAUUGUAACUUGAAGAGUUUUCAUAAUAUGUACCUGAUGUUUGUAUACUGUACUUUGUGUGAAAAAUGUCCAGAUCAAAGAGAAUGUUUUAGUUGUUGUCUAAAUUGGAUCUGAGUAAAAUCCAGACCUUGCCUCGUAACAAGUGGCGCCCAGAGAACUUGCCAUGAAGACGGAAAUGCCCCUUUCUGACCUGAGGGUAUAAAACAUGUGAGUUAAGAAUUAACAUAUCAGACUAGGUGACCACGAGCUGCAGCCAAGGUCUGAUCAGUUGUAACCCCAAAAUGCAACACGAGGUUGAAGACAAAGAAACCUUUUAAAAAUCUAUGCUACGAAUGAGGGUGAAUUCAAGCAGGACCACCCGGUUACCACUCUCCAAGGAAUCGUGUCAACACUGCUUUCAUUCCUACGCUGGAGCCCUGAACUACAUGGCUGACCAUACUCAGAAGACCCCUUUUCAGAACAAGGGCUAGGAAACAGACCACUAAGAGAAAAGACACUGACAUCGUGUGGACAAUCAGAGAAUUACACCUGGUAACCAAAGAAGUGCGGUCAUCAGAGGAGAAGGCGAAUCCGGUCUACAAAGAGAUACCCCAUCAGAGACAUUCGACAAGUAAUUACAUCAUUAUAUUCUGACCCAUAAGAACGGCAGUUUGGGGCAAGGUGUUAGGGCUAAAAUAAGCAUAGUUUACAAAUGUAUCCAAGUGUACUUUUCUCUCAUGCCCUCUCUUUUUUAAAUCCCCAUUGUGUUGGCCCGCUAAGAACCUGUUUCAUUGUACUAAGUUCUAAUCAAUAGCCCAGACUGUGUGUUUGUGUAUCUUAUAUUAUCAUUUUAUCUUGUUAGUAAAUAAAUAAUCAACUCAA
Molecule: messenger RNA, 4012 nt
Organism: Oncorhynchus nerka (sockeye salmon)
Lineage: Eukaryota; Metazoa; Chordata; Actinopteri; Salmoniformes; Salmonidae
Exons: 6
Coding region: 238-1446 (402 amino acids)
Biological process (GO): T cell receptor signaling pathway; regulation of cytokine production
Cellular component (GO): external side of plasma membrane
Molecular function (GO): signaling receptor binding
Source: RefSeq, a predicted model, not a curated record